This is a messenger RNA of Daphnia magna, 4119 nucleotides long. RefSeq lists its product as uncharacterized. The transcript is spliced from 11 exons. Bases 138 to 3896 code for a protein of 1252 amino acids. The record is from RefSeq and is a predicted model, not a curated record. Lineage: Eukaryota; Metazoa; Arthropoda; Branchiopoda; Diplostraca; Daphniidae.
AUUGCUGUUGUCAUUUACGAUUUACCAUACCAGUCACAGACAAGUCCACACGUGGUCUUUAUCUGUGCCAAAGUCUUGCUCUUGUCGUUCAUCCAGUAACACGUGAAUGUAACUGUCUGUAAGUCGCAGAAGCGAAAAUGUCUACUACAUUUUGUGAAAAAUCAGCGAGUGAAAGCAUUCAACACACAAUGACCUCGAAGGAAAAAGAGGGUCUAACAGCGAAGGAUUUUUAUGAGGGCCUGAAAUCAUGUCUUAACAAUUCUGAAAAGACAUAUAAGGAAAAAAUUUAUGCAGUCAGUACUGCUUGGGAAACAUUAGCUUCCUCUAAUGAUCAGUCUUCACCUGCAAUUCGGUAUUUAUACAGGGAUACUAUUAUGCUUGUUUUACAAUCUGAAUGGGGAAAACUUAAAUCUGUCAGCAAAACCCAUUUAAAGGUCACCCUUCAAAACGCAGUGGCGAAUUUGUUCAAUACGCAUGCUUGUAACCUGUGCCAACGAGCAUUACGUGUUGUAACCGACCCAUGGAAUCACCCGGUGGUGAUCAAAAUUAUCAAUGACUUGCCCAUCGGCGAGUUUGAAGGUCGCGAUUUUUUCCUGACAGAAAUGCCGAUUUUAUUAACUUCUCGGCUAGACAGGUUAUGCUGGGAAGAUAAGUGUAAAGACCUUGCACUAAAGUUAGUUACUUUUUGUAGAAAAAGUUUCCAGGAUUCGCGAUGUUUGCUGGAGCCUGUCUGUUCAUUGGUUUGCCAGCAGCUUUGGCUAGAUUUACAUGUGACUCUUCUUUACAUUUGCAACGAAAAAGAUGAUUUUGUAGUUAUGUUAGAACGCCAUUUUCCGGAAGGCUAUGGCUUAGUUAAUCGGCUUAUUAGGAGAACGUCGGAAAGUUAUGGGAAAAGCAAAGAAAAUAGUGGUAUUAACCGAAUCUGGAGAGAGCAUGGUAAAGACACUGCUGAGUUUGCUAGUCAGUGUCUAAUCAGCACCGCCUUGAUCGUAUGCCCACCACCAAACAGCCUCUCGUCAUUAGCUAUCCAAUUCGUAAAUCUGCAGAAAGCGACUGGGAAAUCCAAUCAAGAUAUUACAACCAAAUUGCACAAGUUGAUAAGCAACAAUCAAGGGAAGAAAAUAGUGACACCUGCUCAUUUGUACGUCCUCGGCGCAACUCUGUCUGACACGUUUCCGGAUGACUUCAGAGCAUUUGGUGUCGAACUUUACAUCAAAGCGGUGGCUGCUGAUCUCAACAACCUCGAAAGCCAAAAGUUAAAUCAAAACGGAGAAGAAAUCAAAAUUGCAGAGAUAGGUUUGGCUGUAGCAUUUUCCAAACUUGCCGAGUUCGUGCGUGCUAACUUGAGAAUCUGCAGAGAAAUUGCUUUGACAGCUUUCUCACUUCACCCUACGAAGGAGCGGUUCAAUAAGCUGGUAGAACUGGUACUUGAACAAGUCGCCAAAGAAAAGUCGGAAUCUGCCAUCAGAGAAGAAGGUCCAAGUACUUUAAUAAAGAGCCCCUGUGGAAUAGUUGAAAAGGAGAUCAAAAUCGCAAGCAACUUUCCCCUAGAGAAGGAAACCCAAUUACCCUAUUCGGAUUCGGAUGCCACUGCAUUGGGUCUUUCGGAACCCGUUAUCCGUGACCUCGCUAGUAUAGUGCACAGUGUUCGGUGGGACGUUCUAACCUGGAAAAAUGGAUGGAAAGAAUUGGAACCCCUCUGUCGGCGGUACAUGGUUGAUCAGGAGAAUAUGCGUUCCGUUACGAAAGAACUGCUUUUUCUAAAAGUCGACUACAAUCAGUUUAAAGACAUGCCUCGGCAGGAACGCGACGAGAAUUGGGGUAUUGAAAAGGGCUAUGAAAAGUGUCUAGAAUCAAAGGCACGAUUCCGAAAGCAUUCCCGUUGCAAACGAAAAAUAAAACGAAAGCCUCAAUUUCGAACUAAAAUGGGACUAGUAGCAAGAAAGAAGUCACUCAAGUCUAGGUCUUUUUCACAUGGCCGACCGAAGCAAAAAAUCGUCACAAAGAGAAAGCUUUGGAUGCAUCAAGCGACCGAGUCAGCCGCAUCUUCUACUGCUGUAGAAAGUGAUGUCGACUCACAGGAAGGCAACACAACUCCUGAAAUCAGCAUGAUAUCAGGAGGUGUGAAGCGGUCUGCGAGAAUCAAAACCAAAAAGCUCCGGAAUGCCAGAUUACUUCAAGAAUCAACCUCCUUAGUGAAAAGAUUGCGUGAAAUCCGAUUGAAACCUGAAAAUAUGGAACUAUGGCCAGAUCUUUGUCUGGCUGCAGGAACUAGUCAAUCUACUCUUUGCGAUUUGGCAGAAGUGCCUAGGGAAAGCAAGCAGGAUUGUUCAGGAUCUGUAUAUGGAAACGAUACGAAUCACUUUGCUCCAAUGCUCAGUACACUGGAUCUACAACCCCGAGUCCUUCUAACAAGAAUUUCGAUCCCCAGCAAAAGUAACGAGCGUGCAGAGGCCUCGGGAAAUUACAUACCUUUUUGUGAUUCCGAUAUUGAUGAAUUUCAUUCGCCUGCAGGAACUACGGUAACAAACAAUACAAAUCAAAAUUCUGUCAAGGAGAUUGAAAAUUCCGUCGCAAAUAUGAUGGAAUUAAAAAGUUUUACUGAAAACGUUUUUCAAGAAAGGUACAACGAGUUGUCCUGUAGUACACCUCGAAUUGAUAGCCUCAACGGAAAGGGUACCGAGGCCAGGGGCACCGUGCAAGAGCAAGAAGAGCCUUCAUCAAGUACUUUUAAUUCACUCUUAUCUUUGCAUGAUGACUUCGGCGAUUCAGCACGUUCCACUGGUGAUAUCCAUUCAACGCCAUUCACAAGCUUUCCUGAUUUUGCUACGUGUUAUCCAGAUCCACUGCUUCUGUCCUCGCCUUCGUUAGUUAGCUUUUCUCUAUCUCCCUUUCAGUCGGAGGGCGAUAGUUGCGGUGACGUUUUACAGCUUGAUACAGCCGAAUUGGCUUCCGUAGAUCAUCAGCUACGGAAACGUUCAAUCAAUUCAUCGUCUUCUGAUUGCCAGGAUGAUCUCUCGUUUCUCACGCCCUUGCCUAUCUCCGCAAAUUUUCCCAGCGAAGAUGACAUGGAAGCUUGCCCACCCCUGUUUCUACUGGACGUUCCACCAAGCGAGCAACAUCAAACGAGUGAGGAAUCGCAUCCGGUACCAGAAAAGCGUCUCAAACUGGACUCGACGGCCAGCGAAAGUGAUGGUGCACCUGUGCUUCUGCCAUGUUCGCCUCGUCCGACCCAGCUACGCAAACAAAGGAAACGACAGUGGUGCCCAAAUUGUGGUUUUCCUAUAUCUGAUAGUAGCCGAAACAAAUGUGAGAAUCAGAAUGAGCCCAAGUCGUCUGCCGAACCUUUCUUACCAAAUAAACCUUCUGGUAACCGUGAACAUCUUUUGGAAGACUGUAAAAAAAUUCAGAACUCCAAUCAAGGAAUUCUUGCUUGGAUAAAGUGGCUGCAGUUGGAAUUAAAUCAUGGGGAAUCGUGUAACAGUACAGUCGUUACUGAAUAUGGAAGGGCUCAGAAAGAAUCCAGUUCAAAUCUGCUUGAAGAUCUCAAUGUUCUUAUAGCCCAGCUGUGUGAAAAAUCUAAAGAGACUAAAGCCGCCUAUGGAAUGGCUUGUGAUUACCUUCAGUUGUACUUCAGGGCUCCAUUACCACCAGCGUCAAAUGAUAGAUCAUUAUCAAACCUGUUCGACUGGUUUCGACUUCUCAUUUUUCAACCAGAAGCCCUUUCGGAUCAAACAAAUAAAUCUUAUGUUAACGUCUUUGCGUUCCUAAUUUCAUUGUUAAGCGAAGAACAACCCAACCAUAGGAUAUGUAAUCGUCUUGACAUGCUUGAACACAACUUUGCGAGUACUGGACGGAGUAGCGAAGAGAAUAUUAGAGAAGAAAACAGUAAAUAAAUAUGCCAAUCACAUACUCAGCAAUCGAAGAAGCGAAAAUCUCAAGAAGAUCACAUAUCAGGCUCCACAAUUUGCAGAAGGAAUCAACGAAGAAAAACGAGAACCGAUGUGGUGAUGCCAAAAAUGGCAAGACAAAAAAUGAAAAUGGCUUAAAUUAAAUAGAGCAAUUGUAAAUUUAGAGUAAGUGCAAUUAAAGUGCCAAUCUGGGCUAUAUUUUUCUGUU